Molecule: messenger RNA, 489 nt
Organism: Carica papaya (papaya)
Lineage: Eukaryota; Viridiplantae; Streptophyta; Magnoliopsida; Brassicales; Caricaceae
Source: RefSeq, a predicted model, not a curated record
AGUGGCCUGGUGAGUUGAUUGGUGGUACAAUAAGUGUUACUAUAAAUUUAUGUGACUUCAUUGCAGGGUCCUCUAUGCAAUAUAUUUAUUCUGAUGCACUAGAAGUUCAGCUACCGAGAAUACUGCCCAAUGGUCAUGGACCUUAUUCUGUAUUUCCAGCUGUCUUGAUUGGCCUUUUCGGAGUUGGGGCAGUAGAAAGAGCCUAUGCUGAUGCUGAGGAGGCUGCUGCUAAACCUCCGUUGUCAUCGGAAUCUCCUACAAAUUAUGCAGAUCUGGAGGAAAUUGCCAAGAAAGAACGGCAGCGUAUUGAAGAACUACUAAAAAGUAAAGGAAUUCAGCAUGGUUCUUAUCCACGGUUUACUGUUGCUGUCAAGGGUCAAAAGCUAUUGCGGCCUUAUGAGAGUCCAGACUUUAAGGAAAUAGAAGAUACAAUAUUGAUGGCCCUUCACAGUCCUGAAGUAUAUGAUGACAUUGCUCGUGGGACUAGGU